CGUGCUCAUUCCUAUAAAACGUGAUUCGUGGAUAUGCGAAUUUUCGGAUAAUUUGCCGGAAAAAAAUCGUCUUUUUACAAAGAUACGGCAGUCAAAUCUAGAUUAAAACAUGAAACCUAUCGUACUCCAUGGACAUGAGAGGUCCAUCACUCUCAUCAAAUACAAUCGCAUGGGGGAUCUUCUGUUCUCAUCUGGAAAAGACACCAAACCAAACGUCUGGUAUUCUCUGAAUGGUGAAAGACUCGGCACAUAUAAUGGUCAUGGUGGUGCUGUGUGGUGCUUUGACAUCAACUGGGAGUCGACAAAAUUCGCAUCCGGAGCAGCUGAUAACAGUUUGCGAUUAUGGGACUGUGAACUGGGAAAGACUAUUUCAAAAUUUGAAACAUCGACAGCAGUCAGGACGUGUAACUUUUCAUACUGUGGAAACAAAAUUGUGUUUACGACAGACAAGCAAAUGGGUCAUGACUGCCAUAUGAUAAUGCUUGAUAUCAGACAAGAUUUUAACACACCAGUGUUUAGCAUUCCAGUUCCUCAUUCCAAAGUCACAUCAUCUAUCUGGGGACCUCUAGAUGACAUGAUUAUCACAGGGCAUGACAAUGGAGAACUUAUCCAAUGGGACACAAAGUCAGGGGAAAAACUUUACAACAAUGUUCAGGAUCAUAGCAAGGCUAUAAAUGAUAUUCAGAUGUACAAAGAUGGUACUAUGUUUGUAACAGCAUCCAAAGACACUACUGCCAAGUUGUUUGACACUAAUACCCUUAAUCACUUGAAGACCUACAAGACUGAGAGACCAGUCAACUCAGCUGCAUUAUCGCCCAUCAAGAAUCAUGUUUGCAUAGGUGGUGGCCAAGAAGCCAUGGAGGUCACCACAACCUCCACAAGAAUAGGGAAGUUUGAUGCUCGGUUUUACCAUACUAUUUUCGAGGAAGAGAUUGGCAGAGUAAAAGGUCAUUUUGGGCCAAUCAACAGUCUUGCCUUUCAUCCAGAUGGUCGAAGCUACAGCAGUGGAGGUGAAGAUGGUUAUGUACGAAUACAUGUCUUUGACCCCUCAUAUUAUGAGUUAGAGUUUGAGAGUUAAGCUAAUAAACAUAAAUUCAAAACUAA
This is a messenger RNA of Actinia tenebrosa (Australian red waratah sea anemone), 1104 nucleotides long. RefSeq names its product eukaryotic translation initiation factor 3 subunit I. Gene Ontology annotation, molecular function: translation initiation factor activity; protein binding; RNA binding. Gene Ontology annotation, biological process: cytoplasmic translational initiation. The record is from RefSeq and is a predicted model, not a curated record. Gene Ontology annotation, cellular component: eukaryotic translation initiation factor 3 complex, eIF3m; cytoplasm. NCBI's taxonomy places the organism in Eukaryota, Metazoa, Cnidaria, Anthozoa, Actiniaria, Actiniidae.